Acaromyces ingoldii is the source of this 2226-nucleotide messenger RNA. RefSeq lists its product as hypothetical. Gene Ontology annotation, biological process: exocytosis; intracellular protein localization; Golgi to plasma membrane transport. Gene Ontology annotation, cellular component: exocyst. Lineage: Eukaryota; Fungi; Basidiomycota; Exobasidiomycetes; Exobasidiales; Cryptobasidiaceae. The transcript is spliced from 4 exons. Bases 1 to 2226 code for a protein of 741 amino acids. The record is from RefSeq and is a predicted model, not a curated record.
AUGUCGCGCUCGCUCCGGACGAGGCCUCUGACGCUGUAUCAGUCCCGCGACUCGCAAGAGCCGGCCAUUCCGCCGGUCCGCGGGUCGUCGCGGGCAGAUGACGCCUACGGUGCCAUCGAAGAGACCAACAGCGAUGGCCGGGUACAGAUUCAGCCGCGGGAACAGAAGCGCCUCUCGGGCAUGGGUGGGGCAGUGAAGAAGGCCGGCAAAAGAUCGGGCCUGUCAAAGGCGUCGGAGGUGGGAUCAAAUUUAAAGAAGAGACUGAGCAUGCGGUAUGCCGAGCCGACAGAGAUUGGGCCGGGAGGAUUCAGCGCAAUUCCAGAGGUGCCUGCGCUGCCACCUCAGGUCAUGCCGGGCGCUCCCGAUCUGCCUCCAGGGCUCGCUCAUUUCAGUCAGUCAGAGCUGCAUGAGCCGAGUGGGCGACCAAUGCCAAUCAUGGGUCAUGGCUUUGACGACGAAGGUGCGCCCAUACCUCGAGCAAGUGGCGAUUCGGCGAGGACCAGUGGCUCCAAGGGCGUCCUCAGUCUAGAGAGCUUUGCAAAUGAUCCGGCCAUCGAUCUCGAGAUGCUGAGCCAUGACAAAUUUGACCCGCAAGCCUACCUCCGGUACAAGCUCGCACAUUCCAGUGAAGACUUUCUGAGGUCAUUUCGGAGCUCUCUCAAAGCAACCAAGGAAGCAGCCUCUUCGGACCUCAAGCAACAAGUCUUUAGAAACUAUCAAGAGUUUAUCACCAUCUCCAAAGAGAUUGCGACACUCGAAAACGACAUGUUAGAACUCAAGGAGUUGCUGGGAGAGUGGAAGACAUUGCCGCAAGCUCUAGAGAUUGACGAAAGUGGAAGCGGCGGGACUGGAAGCUUUGCUCUGACUGACUCGGCCCUGAAACGAGGCGGAAGAGGGAACAGGAAUAGUAUGAUCGACCUCCAGCAGAUUUACAAGGCGCAGAUCAUGUCGCUCUGGGAGGGCAUCGAAGGGUCACAAAAGUUCCUGCCUUUUGUUCCCGGUCGCCAUCUCAUCGCCGAGGCUUCUUCCUUUACCGAGCUCAAUUCGGCAACAUACAAGCCAAAGCAGGGCGUCGCUCUCUUCCUUCUUGACGACCUUCUCCUUGUCGCGGUGCGCAAGAAACGACAGAUGAGCGCGCGCGUCAGGCUUGUGGCCGAGCGGUGCUUCAGUCUUGGAGAAAUUGUCGUAAUCGACCUCAAGGACGGAGGAGAUCUCACCAAUGCCGUCAAGAUCAAGCGAGCAAAGGAGUCAUUUGUCUACCGCACUGAGCGGCCAGAGGACAAGCGCGCAUUGCUCAACGCGUUCAGAAGAGUCGCUGAGGAGUUGGCCAACAAGCGCAGAAAGGAGAGCCAAGCUGAAGCAGAGGCUCGCAAGAGGGACAGUGUCGCUGCUCAUCUUAGUCCCGAUGGCGCGAGGUCCUCUUCGUCGACGGCAUCGUCUCGACCAGGCGGAAGCAGUAAGACAAUGGCAGAACUACUCGCCUCUCCUGACGGAGGAGGAGUUGCGGCGGUCGCCAGCACCAGUGCCGACAAGAAGGACCCCUCGCGCUGGCUCAAUGACUUUGCGGAUGAGCUCGCCGUGACCAUUGCCCUUCGUGAAUGGGGCGAUGCCGUGUCGCUUGUAGAGAAAGGCCACACCGUCCUCUCAACUUCAAGCUCUUCGGAAACAGGCUACGAGGAGCUUACGGCUAAGCUUCACGAUCUCUCCUCUCAACUUGUCGCGGCAAUUUCGCACGACCUGUCGUCGCCGAAUCUCAAAAAGACGCUCGUCGUCCGCGAUGCCGGCUACCUGCUUCGUUUAGACAAGGGCGAAAAAGCGCGAGAAAUCUUCUUGAAUGCCAGGACAGAGCUACUGAGGCGCAGAAGUCGGCAGAUCAAGUUCGAAGGCGACGUCAGCCUACACAUUUCCGAGCUGGCUCUCGUCCACUUCACCCUGAUCAAGAAUACGUCAGAGUGGUAUGUCACAGCCUUUAGAGACUACAAAAUGGCCAGUGGCUUUGUCCGGUGGGCAGCCUUGCAGGUCGAGGCGUACGCCGAAAUCUUUCGGAGGCAGGUGUACGGCGUUGUAGACCAAGAUCCAAAGGUGAUCAAGGAGGCCAUCGACAUUACUAUGAGUAGCGCUCAGCAGCUCAAGGACGUCGGACUCGACAUGAGCUUCUUCUUGCGCGACCUGCUCAAGCCCGAUGGGCAUCGAGAAAGUGAGUCCCUUCCUGCUGCUUUAAAGUGA